CCACUUCUCUCUGUGUUUACGGGUUGGCUUUUACAGGUUUGUGACUUCGGCUUGAGUCGCGUCCUCACGGGCGACCGUACUCACGUCUCGACACGACCGUACGGCACCCCAACGCAUAUGGCGCCAGAGCUAUGGACCAAGGGUCAUAUGUCGCAGCCUGCGGAUGUGUACGCCUUCGGCAUUACUCUGUGGGAGCUAGCCACGGGCGAGCGGCCGUACAAGGGCCUCAACGCGGCUCGGAUCCUACAUCAAGUACUGUUGAACGGCGGGCGCCCGCCACUUCCGAUGUGGCUGCCGCCGUCCUACACUCGGCUGAUGACGUCAUGCUGGGCACAGACGCCCAACGAUCGGCCGACGUUUGGGGAGAUUGUACGGCACCUG
Messenger RNA from Volvox carteri f. nagariensis, 381 nucleotides. RefSeq lists its product as uncharacterized. NCBI's taxonomy places the organism in Eukaryota, Viridiplantae, Chlorophyta, Chlorophyceae, Chlamydomonadales, Volvocaceae. Gene Ontology annotation, molecular function: protein tyrosine kinase activity; ATP binding. The transcript has 3 exons. The record is from RefSeq and is a predicted model, not a curated record. Gene Ontology annotation, biological process: protein phosphorylation. The annotation marks the transcript as partial.